This is a messenger RNA of Brienomyrus brachyistius, 885 nucleotides long. Its product is annotated as 60S ribosomal protein L7a-like. Bases 22 to 822 code for a protein of 266 amino acids. The transcript is spliced from 8 exons. Gene Ontology annotation, cellular component: ribonucleoprotein complex. The record is from RefSeq and is a predicted model, not a curated record. Lineage: Eukaryota; Metazoa; Chordata; Actinopteri; Osteoglossiformes; Mormyridae. Gene Ontology annotation, biological process: ribosome biogenesis.
UUCCUCUUUACCCUAGACAAGAUGACGAAAGGAAAGAAGGCUAAGGGGAAGAAGGUGGCCCCUGCCCCGUCCGUGGCGAGGAAGACGGAGGCCAAGAAAGUGGUCAAUCCCCUGUUUGAAAAGAGGCCCAAGAACUUUGGCAUCGGGCAGGACAUUCAGCCAAAGCGUGACCUGACCCGCUUUGUGAAAUGGCCCCGUUACAUCCGUCUUCAGCGCCAACGAGCCAUCCUUUACAAGCGCCUGAAAGUGCCUCCAUCGAUCAACCAGUUCACCCAGGCCCUGGAUCGGCAGACAGCCACGCAGCUCUUCAAGCUGGCCCACAAAUACAGGCCGGAAACCAAGCAGGAGAAGAAGAAGAGAUUACUGGCUCGUGCAGAGCAGAAGGCUGGCGGAAAGGGAGACACACCCACCAAGAGGCCCCCGGUCCUCAGAGCAGGCGUGAACACGGUCACCACUUUGGUGGAGAGUAAGAAGGCUCAACUGGUUGCCAUUGCCCAUGAUGUAGAUCCUAUCGAGCUGGUGGUGUUCCUGCCGGCACUCUGCCGCAAGAUGGGUGUCCCUUACUGCAUCGUUAAAGGCAAGGCCCGGCUCGGGCGCCUGGUCCACAGAAAGACCUGCACCUCCGUUGCCUUCACACAGAUUAACCCUGAAGACAAGGGGGCCCUAGCUAAGCUGGUGGAAGCCAUCAAGACCAACUACAAUGACAGAUAUGAGGAAAUUCGUCGUCACUGGGGUGGUGGGAUCAUGGGACCCAAGUCUACUGCCCGCAUUACCAAGCUGGAAAAGGCGAAAGCAAAGGAACUGGCCACCAAACUUGGCUGAAUCUGAAAUGCUUGCAGUGUGUCCCUUUUGUGUAUAUAGAAAUAAAAUCCGCCUUGUUCAGAA